CCCAGCCCGACCGAGACCGACCACCCCCGCCUCUCUCCCUCGCGUCUCUCGCGCCGCCCAACUUGGCCUCCCUCGGCGGCGCUCCGCUUGCGCUCGCGCAAUCGCAUCUCUUGCACGAGCCGAAGGCUAGAGGAGUCGUACACCACCGGCACUGAGGGACCGAGCCGGUGAGCCAUGGACUACAAUCCCGGCGGCGGCUCCCCCGAUCACAAUGGCGGCGGCGGCGGCGGCAUCCACCUGGUCUGCGAGUACUGCGGCGCCGGCUGCAGCUAUGAGCCCGACGACGCCGAGGACGGCUUCUUCUCCUGCCGCCAGUGCUCCGCCAUCCACACCUCUACCCAGGCCACCGCCGCCGACCCCAACGACUUCCCCGCCACCGGCAACAUCUCCGUCCGCCGCGUCGCCACCCAGCCUACCCCCACCCCUAAACUCCGCACCCCCGCGCCCUACCCGAUUCCUCACGCCGUCGCCACCCCCGCCCCCGCCGCUGCACCCGCCUUCGACGACUUCUCCGAGCCAAGCGAACCCCGGGACUUCGCGCCCGCCGGAGCGUGGAGCGAGCCCGAGGACCUGGCGGCGCGGGUCCGGUGGCGCUAUGUGCGGGGGAUGCAGGUGAUCCUGCAGAGGCAGCUGGAGGUGCUGGUGGAGCGGCACCGGGUGGGCGCGCUCGUGUGCGGCGUCGCUGGCACCGUCUGGGUGCGGUGGGUGGCCGCCUCCAAGGUGUUCGACGGAAUGUGGGCACGCCAGGUGCUCGCGGACCACGAGACCGCAGAGAGAUAUAUGCGUUUUGGUGGUGGAGAUGACAAGAAAUCUGACGAUGUGAAGUAUGAAUGGGAGGAUGAUAUCUUGCCCCGACGAAAAGACAGGCACAGGGUUGAGUUUGCCUUUCUGCGCUCAUUGAGGAUGAUGCUGCCCGUUUACUCAACACUUGCAGUUUGUUUCUUGGCCUGUCAUAUUGCCCGUGAAGCCAUCCUACCGAGUGACAUUUACAGGUGGGCAAUGGAGGGGAAGAUCCCUUAUGUGGCGGCAUUUACCGAAGUAGACAGGAUCCUUGGGAGCUCUCUGCAAGUGCAAGACUGCCCUUUGGAUGCGAGGCAGCUGUUCAGGCCAGUGCGAGUUAUUGGAGCAUGGCAACUGGAAGUGGCAGCUGGAUCCAUAGCACAAAGAGUAGGCUUGAGGCUUCCUUCAGUUAACUUCUAUGCAAUUGCUCAACGCUGCUUGAUGGAUACGUCAUUACCGAUAGAUAGAAUCCUUCCCCAUGCAUGCCAAAUCUAUGAGUGGGCAAUGCCUGCAGAGCUAUGGUUGUCCAGUAAUCCUGCUAGAAUCCCUACACGGGUUUGUGUAAUGGCUAUACUAAUAGUGGCUCUACGAAUUCUGUAUAAAAUCAAUGGUCAAGGGAUAUGGGAGAAGAUCUGUGAGGGAGGAAGAAACGCUGAUGGAUAUGAUCCUGACACAAAGUCAGCACCUUUCAUGAAGCCUGAUGGCAGUAACAGUGAAGAGUUUGGCAUGAGAGAAUUGUUGUGCGCUGUUGCAGCUUCCUAUGAUAAAAUCAAUGUUGAGCAUGACUACUCGAGUGACCUCCAUUCUUAUCUCAAAUACUGCAAGGAAGUUAUUUUUACUGGGAUUACAUUUUCAUCUGAAGAGGAGCAUCUAACAGAGAUCUUUUGGGAUAUGUACAAAGGCAGAGAGGAUGAGAAUCCAAAAGAGCAAGUUAAAUCCCAGUCUCAAGGUAUUGAAGAAAUGACAAUUACAAAUGGAGUGAACAAGCGAUACCGAGAUGGAACUUUUGUUGAAGCAAGUUGUGUUUCUGCAUCUUCAGGGCGUGAUGCAAUACAAAUGAUUAAGUCAGAGAUGCAAGAUCAUGGAUUUCAUUAUAUGCCACCAAGGAAACCAAGGAAAUCAGAUGGCUAUCUUCGUUAUAGGAGGAGGAGACUAACUGGUGGUUUUGUUUAUGUUGCACAUGCUGAUUAUUACAUGUUGCUACGUUCUUUUGCAAAGCUUGCGGAAGUUGAUGUUCGUAUCAUGCAUAUCAGUGUGUUAAAACUUGAGAGGAGACUCGCAUGUAUAGAGGAACGAAUUGAAAGAAGCUUGAACACCUUACAGAACCUCUCUAGUAAAACAAAAGAUGAGCUAAGACCUGUAUCGGACUGAAGUUUCUAAUGGAGUCUUAUACUCUUCCAACAUGGAAUGCCAUGUGAUUCUUGGCCAGUUAGAGUUUUGCUAUCUGAAUGGUAAACAAAGUAUCAUUGAGUGCCUCCUCCAUUCCAUUUCUGGUGGAACAUGCGGUUGCAUUGUUUAAGUGUGGUUUCAAAGGAUGAUUAGCUGCAUACCUCAGACAACAAGAGCUUGUUGUUGUGGCCUGUGGGCAUUGGUAAGCAAACUGAGAACAACCAAGAAUUAUGCCCUUCUUCUUUAGAAUGAACAGAAUUAUGUCGAAGUAUUGAACAUGUAGUUGAACAUCUUACCUGCGGCGGUUUCGGCGAGGUUCACUGGUUCAUGGUGGUGGCAAUACUUGGGGAUCAGCAAUGGUGAGGAGAGUAGUGGUUUGGGAGCUGGAAUAGCAAGAGAAAAAAGGCUGGACUCUGGACCAAAGUCGCCGAAUAGGUUGGGUGGAACCAAUUGAAAGGAAAAUGGUUGAAGCCAACAAGAGCAGCUUGGCAGGUACAGAACAAAAAAAAGAAGAAGUUUUUCCAACUGGGCUGUGGUGGAGUGUGGAGCAGCCCAAGGAAACCAUACCAUUAUCUCAUCUGAUCAUCUACCUGUUUGCCGCUGCCAGAAGUGUUUGUGGCGGCCAGUUGAAUUGCUUGAGCAGAUGGAGGUGAGAGUUGAGCAAGGUGGUUUGGUCCAGGAGAUCUGGAGAUGGAGCAGCAGGCGACCCCCCUAGUACAUAUAUUUGUUUGACCUUGGGCUGUCGAGCCGUGGUAGCUGCUUGCUGGCAGCAUCUGUGCCAUUCCACCUAGGCAUUGGGCAGAGAUAUGCUUCCAGGUCCCCUUCUCCCACCUCCGUCUUCGCUGGUGCUUAUAGGAUCAGCCUCAGCCUCAGCAUCUGUUCCGAGCCUAUCGCCAUCAGACCCGCCGUCUUUGUCCAUCGGCUCAAGCCUCGCCAUUAUUGUCAUCAUCAUCAUUGCUACAGUCAUCGUGACAUCUUGCAUCGUGGUCCUUCGCCGAGGUUACCGCCGUCGCCACCUGUCCUGCUCAUCAUUCUAUUCUCGCCGCAGCUUCUCCCCAAUGGCUUCGGUCUCGUCGUCAGCAGAAUCUGGGAUGCAGUGUCAGCAGAAUCUGGGAUGCAGUCUGCUGCAUCAGCAGCUGUUGGUGCUUCGCCUAGGGACAGGGCUGCCAUGUCCUUGCUCGAAAUGGUCGUGGCGUCUUCGGCUCCAGAGGAUGCUGGUAGAGCCCCUGCUGCACAUUCUGCAGAAGGGCCAGUGAAGGGGACAGAGUUGGUAGCAUCCUCGUCUGCCUGGGCUGUGAUGAUGAUGGAGAUGCUGGAGCCAUCAGUCCCGCCUCUACCAGAGGUGGAGUGGGUGAUCUUGGAGUUGCUCUGGCUACCUGCAGGGCCGAUGAAGCCUGGGAGGAGCACAGUCUGCAUCAUCUGCGACAUAGAGUUUCUACCUACUGAUGUGCUCCUCGCCCUCCCGGUGUGCUCGCAUGUGUUCCAUCAAUCAUGUACUGUCACCUGGCUUCGCUGCACCACACCCUCAUGCUGUCCAUCCUGCCAUACGCCUAUCACUACCCCCAGCCCUGACAAGACCAAAUUCUGCUCAUAUGAGUAUGACAUUGAGGCUCUGAUGCUAGUGCCGGUCCCGCCUGGUGAGGAGGUGUCAGAGGCUGUGGGAGGAUCUCGUGGGUGGUUUCGCUCUUCCUUGGACAGACUUUCUGGCAGCUGGAGGGGAUGCUCCAGCAACGGUGCCACUGCAGUGGCAGUGCCGGUGUCCUCACGGUGCACCACUGGAAGCUAGAGCCUGGGCUCGAGCGGCCGCCUUGGCAAUGACUCGGUGCCAGUUCUGCCUGGCAAGGAGGUGUCAGAGGCUGUCGGUCGCAGGUGGCUGAGAUCUUCUUUGGCCACGCUCUCUAGCAGCAGGAGUGGGUGCUCCAGCAGCUGUUCCACUGCAUCGGCGUUGCCAGUAUCCUCAAGGCGCAUCAGCAUUGAGACCCUGCGGUCAAGUGGCCACAGCAGCAUUGACUCGUGGUCCAGGAGGUGGGAUCUUGAGGCGGCUACGCCAACACCCGAGAGGCCAUUGGUGUAUGACUAUGUCAGAUGGUUCUUCAGAAGCUCAGGUAAUACUAGCAUAUCAGCAGUGAUGUCAACAAAUAUUGUGCUGAACUCCAAUCAUCAUUUGCAACCUGCGCCUGCACCUCUGCAGUUAUUUGGGGAGUAUUGCCAGCGUCAUGUCUUGUCUCUUCUGAGUUUCUGAUUAAAAUUCUUGUUUCCUUUGCAAGCUAAGCUAUCGUCCAACACUCUCUAGGAAGAUAAAAGGAAUAUAAAGUGCACAUAUGAGAUACAAAACACAUAACAGGAGUAGCAUGAAAUCUUUGCAUUGGAGAUACAGAUAGAUGCAACAGUUUUCUGUUUACUGUUGUUCAAUUUUGUUUUUCAGAUCACGAGCUGUCCUUGGUCAUGCUUCAAUCCAAGUGAAACUGUGUGCAAGAUAGCACGGAAAAUGAAGGAUAGAGGAUUCCUGCUUUUCUUAGGAUGUUCAGUUCAAGGAAAGUUUGUCCACUGUUGGCGCUAUAUAGCAUACUGAGUGAUGGUUAUGGAAAUGCUUGGGUUUUGUAUUUGUUCAACUGUGACAACAUAGAUGGUUUUCCUUUCCGACAAGACAGCGGAUCCAAGCACAAGCAGUGUUCAUCAAUCGCCAGCCCCCGCUAUUACUGACGACGCUGACAACGCCGGGACGUGGAGAAUGACUUGAAGGCCUGCAGCUUCGGAUCUCUGCUUUGUGAAGUCGCUGGCUGGUGAUGCCGUACGUUACGUGGGAUGCGUAAUCCAUUGGUUCUGUGAUGAACGGAUGGAAUGGAAUCGCCUGGGGUUGAUGAAUGCAAGGCGACAUUUGAGCAUCAGAAAGAAGAACUCAAACCUGACAUGCAUGGCCGGCUUUUGCAUUCUCAGCCUGGGGAGCCUCACUACCCCAAGGACUGAUCGGGCCUGCAGAGACUCAGGCAUCAGUCCAGAAUAAAACCAUGGGACUGACAUGCAUGGUGCCAGCCUGCAGUGGCAUGUCCAGACUACAGAUAGGACGGGCAUCUGAACUUGGAGACAAUCUACUUACAUGAGCCUCGCGGCACCUCUUAUCCUAGUCUUUGGAGCAGUGAUCUAAAAGGAGGAAAAUGGUUCCUGAUUGAGAAAACCAGUCUCCAGCACUGUGUAACCACUGAGAAAUCGAUGAACAUCGUAGAAACCAGAGCAUUAGGGACGUGACGUAGCUGGCUCUGCAAAAUCAGUCACCUAGGGAGUCAUCGUUUUUUUCCCCUUCUUCAGAAUUAUGUGAAAUUUUCCGUGAAAACUAGGGGAGGAGCUCUGCCAUUCAUUCAUUAAAGAAGGGAGAUUGUUCAACAAGGAGCCACCCAAUCAGCUACAACACGGGUCAGGAGCUGAACCAACCACGAUGCAUCAAGCAAAAAAUUACAUCCGCACUCCGAAGACAACAGAGAUCAAGGUCUAGAAAAUGAUUAGCCACUACAACAGCUAAAGAACAAGCAGACACGCCUCGUUCCAGACUGCAGCUUGCACCCAGACUUCUUUUGCAAAGACAAUUUAGGCAUAUAUGAGUUGUCCCUGAUUCUUGGUCACGAAAGAACACAGGAGUUAUCGUGUGGCCAGCUCUUCUUGGCAAGAUUAUCCGCUGUGUUCAAUUUGUUUUGCAUCAAUAGCCUUGCAAAAUAAACUUACAUCUAUUCUCCACUCCUUACAGAUUAAAUGUGCCUUCAGAUUAUGUGAAUGUUAGUUGUAACUGCUGAUGACAUAGUCAAGAAUAAAAACAAAUGAAGGCAAAGGAUUGAUGAAGCAUCAUUCACAGCAGUUUUCAGCUCUCCGCAAGUCUUAACCAGACUUGGACAAAUACUGUCACGAAAGAAGAUAAAGCAGCAGAACAGCAGACUUGAGCUCUUGGCGAUGAACCAUGUCCCUUCUGCAUUGUCAUAAAAAGAAAUUCUAGGCAACCAUGCUAUUACAUUAAAUUCCUAUGAUACAAGUAGGUCUCAUCAUCUGAACGUUACAAUCUUCUCACUGCAUAAGGAAGACCAGGAGACCAGAGCCGAAUGAUUGAGGAAGCUUAAGAGAUUUCGUUCUUGUCUCCUUUCAUUGUUCCAGACGAGGACGGCUCACCACUAAAAUCCGGUGUGGCAGCAUCCUGUCGUGGCUCCUUUAGAGAAGUGGGCAUUCCUGAAACUUCCUGAAGAAAAGAGAGAAUAAACUAUCUGAGUCAGAACCAUACAAGCCUUCUCGACCAUAGCAAGCACCAUGAACAAUACUGCAUCGAAGAAAAAGAAUAGCAGUUGGGAAGCACAAUGUCACUAACUGUUGAGUGUCUGAUUGUGCCCUAUACAGCCAUUGUACUCACUGAAACCCGCAUCAUUUGGAAUACCCAAACUAUUCGCAAUUUAAGAACUGAACCAUACAGUCACUGAUGUGGUGAUCCAUAAAGGCAUGCACCCGACAUUAUGCCCUAGAAAGUUUGAGUAACUUCUGUAUCACCUAGGCUUGAACACCAAGACACACAAAUUUAACAAGAGUACCCCCACCACUUUUAUUUUAUAGUCCUCCCACUUAGGGCCCAUUUGGAAGGGGUGUUUUGGGAUCCAAACUAAAUCCCUAGGAUUUAGUACAAACUUGAACUAAAUCCUAAAAAUUCCUAGGUAUUGUUUGGUUCUCGGAAUUGAACCAGGAAAUGAGGAAUUGGAAUUGGGUUUUGUCAAUUCAGCUGUUUGG
Molecule: messenger RNA, 6924 nt
Organism: Phragmites australis (common reed)
Lineage: Eukaryota; Viridiplantae; Streptophyta; Magnoliopsida; Poales; Poaceae
Product: TATA box-binding protein-associated factor RNA polymerase I subunit B
Exons: 9
Coding region: 175-2151 (658 amino acids)
Biological process (GO): RNA polymerase I preinitiation complex assembly; nucleolar large rRNA transcription by RNA polymerase I
Cellular component (GO): RNA polymerase I core factor complex; RNA polymerase transcription factor SL1 complex
Molecular function (GO): RNA polymerase I core promoter sequence-specific DNA binding
Source: RefSeq, a predicted model, not a curated record